ACAUUCUUUGUUUAUUGUGAGAAGUGACAAAUCUUGCUCACCUAGGUAAUCCAAGUUCAAAUAAAUAAGGAAUUGUAUUUAUGCCUUUAUAUGGGAAGAAUCCAAACGUUAUGGUGAUUAUAAUAGUAUUGUGUUAGGACACACCAUCACCAAACCCAACACCACUCUAACGUUAUUCUCUUUUCUCAGUCGUGCCGUACUUGAAGCUCUUGAAAACACACACACACACACACACUGCCUAAUCUCGCCUCCCCACCACAAAUUUUCUACCUGUUGUUUCCGCAGAAUGGCCACUGAAAAUCCCCAGAUUCUGGAAGCCCACCCGCUUGAUUCGGGCCGGGCCGAGAUCGACACUUCGGCGCCGUUCGAGUCGGUCAAGGAGGCCGCCAACCGCUUCGGCGGCAUGGGUUUCUGGAAACCCGUUUCCCACAAGUCUUCUCAACUUUGCGAGCAUGAGAGAGAAGUGGCUGUUGAUGUUGUCAAUUUGGAGGAACAAACUGCACAACUCGAAAGAGAUCUCAUAGUGAAGGAGAGAGAGACGCUAGAUGUCUUGAAGGAGCUCGAAACGACCAAGAACAUCGUUGAGGAAUUGAAGUUGAAGCUGCAGAAUGAAGCAUCCGAGAUCAGUGCAGCACUCAAAUCAGAAUCAACGAGCGAUGCCAAGAAUCGAGCUGCUGCUGAGGUAGCCGAAGAUGGUGGAAGAGAUGGGAAAGGCGAAAAAGUUGAGAGAGUUGGUGGUGUGGACUUGUGCCCCUCAGAAGCUCCUGGUUUCAUCCUCUUGGAGCUGAAGCAGGCGAAGCUCAACCUAACGAAGACGACUACUGAUCUUGCUGACAUCCGAGCCACAGUUGAUGCAUACAACAAGAGAAUCGAGAGGGAGAGGGCGUCCCUUGAGAGGACUCGCCAGAGGCUGUCUUCAAACACCUCGAGGAUUUCGUGUCUGGAAUCUGAGCUCAACCAGAAGAGACAGAAGUUGGAGGAGGUCAAAGAUGGUGAAGUCCGCGACCCCAUAAACAUCACGCGGGAACUGCAGAAGCUGAGCUCUGAGACGGAGCAAUUCAAGAAGGUCGGGGAGGCUGCAAGGGCGCAAGUUCAGAGGGCGUUGUCCGAAAUCGAGCAGACCAAGGCCCGGAUCAGGACGGCCGAGAUCAGGCUGAUCGCGGCCAAGAAGAUGAAGGCAGCUGCACGGGCGUCCGAAGCUGUAGCCUUCGCAGAGAUGAAGGCGCUCUCUUGCACCGACACCUCCAAACCCUCUGAAGACGUGACCCUCACGUUCGAGGAAUACUCCUCCUUGAUCUCCAAAGCUCGGGAGGCUGAGGAGGCCUGCAAGGGCAGAGCUGCGGGCGCAAUGCUCCUAGUCGAGGAAGCAAACGUGUCCAAGACGGAGAUAUUGAAGAAGGUCGAGGAGGCAACGGAGGAGGUGAAGAUCAGCAAGAAGGCCUUGGAGGAGGCGCUGAGCAGAGUCGAGACGGCCAAUCAAGGGAAGCUCGCAGUUGAGGAGGCGCUCCGCGUGUGGAGAUCCGAGCACGGCCACAAACGGCGUUCUCUCCAUAACUCCACCAAGUUCAAGAAUCCAUCAUCUUUGCAGAGGAAGGACUCCCGCCUCCUCGAUGUCAAUGGCAUGAGCCUCGUCAGCGACGAGCUCAAGCCGGUGCUGAGGCCGACUCUGUCGAUAGGGCAGAUACUGAGCAGGAAGCUGCUGCUGACGGAGGACUACGAGAACGGGGUGCAAGCCGACAACAAGAUCGUCGGGAAACGCAAGGUCUCGCUCGGGCAAAUGCUCGGGAAACCUAGCAGCGAUUCACAUUCUGCAAGAAAAUGUGGGAAGGAAAACAAGCAAGUCCCUGCCAAGAGGAAGAAAUUUGGCUUUGCUCGGAUCUCGCUGCUCGUCGCCAAGAAGAAGAAGAGCAAUGUGGCUGCGGAUCCAUUGCGGCGCGGCAGCGCGUGACCGGAACGCUCCGAGUAACUAACGUAGUAUGAAAUUGUUUAUUGAUAUGUGAAGUUGUUAGAUUUGUUGGGAAAGAAGGAAAGUAGUGUUUAUGGUGUUUUUAGCUAAUGUGUGAUUGAAUCUUUGAUUGUAUGUAUGUUUGCCCUUCGUUUUAUAUAUGCAUGUUUAUUCCUGCAUUAUCUAA
Messenger RNA from Salvia miltiorrhiza (redroot sage), 2132 nucleotides. Its product is annotated as WEB family protein At2g38370. The record is from RefSeq and is a predicted model, not a curated record. Bases 287 to 1948 code for a protein of 553 amino acids. NCBI's taxonomy places the organism in Eukaryota, Viridiplantae, Streptophyta, Magnoliopsida, Lamiales, Lamiaceae. The transcript is spliced from 2 exons.